UCCACUUCCUCCCUCCUUGCAAUCUGCUGUUCUGGUACCCACAUUUGCCCAUCCGUCCCUGCUGUUUGCCUUGGCCUGACUUCCCUUUGCCUCGGGCUCCGUCCUCAGCCACGGGUCCAGAGCCAUGCAAGCCAUCAAGUGUGUCGUGGUGGGAGACGGGGCUGUGGGAAAAACCUGUCUCCUUAUCAGCUAUACCACCAAUGCCUUCCCAGGAGAAUACAUCCCCACUGUGUUUGAUAACUAUUCUGCCAACGUGAUGGUUGACAGCAAGCCUGUAAAUCUGGGACUUUGGGAUACUGCUGGACAAGAGGAUUAUGACAGGCUGAGGCCACUCUCUUACCCGCAGACGGAUGUCUUCCUGAUCUGCUUCUCCCUCGUCAGCCCAGCAUCUUACGAAAACGUCCGUGCUAAGUGGUUCCCCGAGGUGCGGCACCACUGCCCAAACACUCCCAUCAUCCUCGUGGGCACAAAGCUGGAUCUCCGUGAUGACAAGGACACCAUAGAGAAGCUGAAGGAGAAGAAGCUAUCCCCCAUAACAUAUCCUCAGGGUCUUGCUCUGGCCAAAGAAAUAGACUCUGUGAAAUACCUCGAGUGCUCGGCUUUGACGCAGCGUGGCCUCAAGACGGUGUUUGACGAGGCCAUCCGAGCAGUCCUGUGCCCGCAGCCCACCCGGACAAAGAAACGGGCAUGCAGCCUCCUCUGAGCAAAUCCCGGCCUUGUCCUGAUGCCAGGUGCUGCCCAGCACACAGGAGAGUGAAGGCUCCAGCAACCCAGAGCUCAGCACCUUGGGGCGGUCAUUGCUUUUUACUUCUGCCAGCUUGAAAGACUGCUGUGGGUCUGUAGCACUGGUUUGUCUGUUUGCACAACGUCCCUGCUCUCACCUCGCCUGCCCACCUGCCCCUUCCCUUCCUCCCAGGCCCCUGAGGUUACAACGUAGUGAAUAACACCCAAUAAACAGACUGUACAUUCUU
This is a messenger RNA of Corvus hawaiiensis (hawaiian crow), 971 nucleotides long. It is a transcript of the gene RAC2, whose product is annotated as Rac family small GTPase 2. The record is from RefSeq and is a predicted model, not a curated record. Gene Ontology annotation, biological process: small GTPase-mediated signal transduction. Gene Ontology annotation, molecular function: GTP binding; GTPase activity. The transcript is spliced from 7 exons. Lineage: Eukaryota; Metazoa; Chordata; Aves; Passeriformes; Corvidae. The coding region runs from base 125 to 703 and encodes 192 amino acids.